This is a messenger RNA of Ochlerotatus camptorhynchus, 907 nucleotides long. Its product is annotated as V-type proton ATPase subunit G-like. The record is from RefSeq and is a predicted model, not a curated record. Gene Ontology annotation, cellular component: vacuolar proton-transporting V-type ATPase complex. Gene Ontology annotation, molecular function: proton-transporting ATPase activity, rotational mechanism. Lineage: Eukaryota; Metazoa; Arthropoda; Insecta; Diptera; Culicidae. The transcript is spliced from 3 exons. Gene Ontology annotation, biological process: proton transmembrane transport. Bases 175 to 525 code for a protein of 116 amino acids.
AUCGUGUUACGUCUACGGCGGUGGCAAAUCAACUCGUGACUCUGGUGCGAUCGGUUCUUCAACACCAUCCGUCGCCGCAGUAAGGGCAGCAGUAGCAGGUAGCAGCAGCAGCAGCUAGAGCUUGAUUUUCAUUUUACUUCUAUCCGAUCCCGAUUCCGGUCCGCGGCACCAGCGAUGGCAAGCAACACCCAGGGAAUCCAGCAGCUGCUGGCCGCUGAGAAGAAGGCCGCCGAAAAGGUCGGAGAAGCCCGCAAGCGCAAGGCCCGUCGUCUAAAGCAGGCCAAGGAUGAAGCUACCGACGAGAUCGAGAAGUACCGUGGCGAACGCGAGAAGCAGUUCAAGGAUUUCGAAGCCAAGCACAUUGGCUCGCGCGAGGGUGUCUCCAAAAAGAUCGACGCCGACACUCGGGUACGUAUCGACGAGAUGAACCGGGCCCUCACCACCCAGAAGGAGUUUGUCAUCAAGGACGUGAUGCAGUACGUGUACGCCAUCAAGCUGGAACUGCACAAAAACUACCGUCAGUAAAAAAAAGGCUCCACCGGACAUUAAAAAAAAACUGCCGCUUCUGGCCUGGCCUGGCAAGAUCGGUUGAUUUUCAUUCAUUUGCAACCACACCGGGGUUUAUAAUUUUCUGUGAACUUGGUAACUUUCUACAAUGUACCACCACCACAUUCCCUGGCACUAGGAACAGUUGUACAGUACUUUUCUCGCUCGUUAUGUUUAUGGAUUUGUUUUUUUUUUUUUUUAAUUUUGAAAUGUUUUGAAGAAGGUAAUGUAAAAUUGCUGGAAGAGAUGCGAUGUGGUGUCACGGCGACGUCAUGUCCUAUUUUUAGUAUUAAAGUAAUCUAAGAUCAUGUAAGAAGGAAACGCUCUAGGUUAAGUGAAAUAAAGUAAGGAAAACCAAAAA